AUGGCCGGUUGUGUGAAGUCGGAGUUUGAUGGCCAGUCAAGUUACGAGCUUCAAUUAGCAUAUCGACCCGCACCGCUAGAGUCAGGCACAUCUGAAGGUACUAGCCCGGAACCAAGACUCACAUUAGCGGUUCCAAAUGGCCAAAUCCAAAACAGUAACGAUGCUAUAUCAGUUGAAUCCAGUCCUAAUCCUUCGAUUCCCUCGCCAGGAUCGGUUACUAUGACCCUGUAUAAUGAUCGAGAAAUGAUGAGCAUGAUUCAGCUUUUGAGCAAGUUGCAGCUCAUAGAUUUCGUAGAUUUAUUAGCCAAUAAAAUAAAAGGCCUUAAAGCCGAUUAUGACUUUAAAAUUGAUUUAACCAACUUUGUUGACAAAAGGAGUACCUAUCGUCAUCCUAUAAUACUCAAUAUCGCAGAAUUACUCACCACAGACGAGUUUGAAUGGGAGACCACAGACGAUAAAGUUGUUUAUAACCCUAAGAAAGGAUACGGAUUUAAAUUGGUUAGGUAUAACAUGACUGUUUUAUGGCACACAAUCAACAUCAACGAUUACGCCACGAAAAUAGAGUGCGAUCGCAAUAGUCACACAGUUACAAUACACAAAUCAGAUGGUAACACAGAUGAGAUUAAAUUUACGGCUGAGCAGAAUACCAGUACUGAUUUAACCACUCCUGAAAGUCAACAAGCUCCAGCUAUCAGGCGCCCGGCUGUGCUUAACAUCAGUGAGAUUAAAGACUGUGACGAGUACACGUGGAAGGUUUCAAACGACAUCAUCACCUGCACCGCGAAUGAAAAAUACGGAUUCAAGUUGGUGAAGCAGAAUAAGACUAUUUUGUGGCACACCAUUAAUCGCAAUAACUACUCGAUCAAGGUGGAGUGCGACAACAAAAACCACACAGUUACCGUGUAUAAGUUCGACGAAACCAAGGACACUUCCGGGUUUCAGCCGGAGCAACGAGACAAGAGCAAUUUAAUUACAGUCGAUAUUGAGAAAAGGACUAACAACGAGUUCUACACGUACGAGAGAAGGGGGGAUCUGGACGUUUUUAUACCAGUUAAGCCGUACCUUGUGAAUAAAAUCAAAAACGGCAUUCAGCCGCUAUGGUGGUUCAAAGACGGCACGUACCCCUAUGAAAUUGAAGUGACAGAUAAGAAAAAUAGGAUACGGAACCUGGUGCUGUACUUCAGGUCAAAAACCAUAGAAUUCUUUGAGUCGGGUGGCGACGAAGUUGAGCCUAUAAUCACGAAAGGCGAAGAGAAGAAACCUACAGAGACUGGUGAUGCCUCAGAUAGCACAGGAACUGACGCUCAAGGGCCCCAACCGCAACCUCAGGAGGAGGUGCUGGUAUCGGACGUUUUCACGUAA
Theileria orientalis strain Shintoku is the source of this 1362-nucleotide messenger RNA. RefSeq lists its product as hypothetical. The record is from RefSeq and is a predicted model, not a curated record. The transcript is spliced from 2 exons. Lineage: Eukaryota; Apicomplexa; Aconoidasida; Piroplasmida; Theileriidae. The coding region runs from base 1 to 1362 and encodes 453 amino acids.